AUGGUGAAUCGAGAUGUUGAAAUGCUUCUACUCUCUCCCUCAAUCUCUUCAACACAACCAGUCAUGGCGGGCAUAGCACCAGAAGGAUCCCAAUUCGAUGCACGACAAUUUGACUCCAAGAUGAGCGAGUUGCUUUCAGCUGAUGGACAAGACUUCUUUACAUCAUAUGAUGAAGUCUAUGACAGUUUCGAUGCCAUGGGUCUCCAAGAAAAUCUCCUGAGAGGCAUAUACGCAUACGGUUUUGAAAAACCAUCGGCCAUCCAACAAAGGGGAAUCGUCCCCUUCACCAAGGGCUUGGAUGUAAUUCAACAAGCCCAAUCUGGAACUGGAAAAACAGCCACUUUCUGCUCUGGAAUCCUCCAACAACUUGACUACAAUGUAGUCGAAUGCCAAGCUUUGGUUUUAGCCCCAACACGUGAACUUGCACAACAAAUUGAGAAAGUGAUGCGGGCCCUCGGUGAUUACUUAGGUGUCAAGGUCCACGCGUGUGUUGGUGGGACCAGUGUCCGUGAAGACCAACGCAUCCUUUCAGCCGGGGUCCACGUGGUUGUUGGGACACCUGGACGCGUGUUUGACAUGCUCCGCAGGCAAUCCCUUCGUGCUGAUUACAUCAAAAUGUUUGUUCUUGAUGAAGCUGAUGAAAUGCUUUCACGAGGUUUUAAAGAUCAGAUAUACGAUAUUUUCCAGCUGUUGCCCUCAAAGGUUCAGGUGGGGGUGUUCUCCGCCACCAUGCCGCCAGAGGCUCUGGAAAUCACGAGAAAGUUCAUGAACAAACCGGUGAGGAUUCUGGUCAAACGUGACGAGUUGACUUUGGAAGGAAUCAAACAGUUUUAUGUGAAUGUUGAGAAAGAAGAUUGGAAGCUGGAGACAUUAUGUGAUCUGUAUGAGACGUUAGCAAUCACUCAGAGUGUGAUUUUUGUGAACACGAGGAGGAAGGUUGACUGGUUGACCGAUAAGAUGAGGAGCCGUGAUCACACGGUGUCAGCCACACACGGUGACAUGGACCAGAACACGAGGGAUAUAAUCAUGCGGGAGUUUCGUUCGGGGUCUUCUCGUGUUUUGAUUACUACUGAUUUGUUGGCACGUGGGAUUGAUGUGCAACAGGUGUCUUUGGUUAUUAAUUAUGAUCUUCCAACACAGCCCGAGAAUUAUCUUCAUAGGAUUGGUCGAAGUGGAAGGUUUGGGAGAAAAGGUGUGGCCAUUAAUUUUGUGACUUUGGAGGAUGAGAAGAUGCUUGCGGAUAUUCAGAAGUUUUAUAAUGUUGUCGUGGAGGAGCUGCCGUCAAAUGUUGCUGAUUUGAUUUGAGGAUUUUGGUUGGUUUUUGUGUCUCGGGACUUGGAUUUUGUUGGUGUUUGUUU
Molecule: messenger RNA, 1358 nt
Organism: Lactuca virosa
Lineage: Eukaryota; Viridiplantae; Streptophyta; Magnoliopsida; Asterales; Asteraceae
Source: the annotation of a GenBank genome assembly